Messenger RNA from Zerene cesonia (dogface butterfly), 1284 nucleotides. RefSeq names its product trypsin, alkaline C-like. The record is from RefSeq and is a predicted model, not a curated record. Bases 1 to 1284 code for a protein of 427 amino acids. Gene Ontology annotation, biological process: proteolysis. Lineage: Eukaryota; Metazoa; Arthropoda; Insecta; Lepidoptera; Pieridae. The transcript has 5 exons. Gene Ontology annotation, molecular function: serine-type endopeptidase activity.
AUGUUAUCUUUUCAAGGUCUUCCUGAACAGAGGAUAAUUGAUGGUGUUCAAACAGACAUUUCAUCAUUCCCAUAUGCGGCUGUUCUUCUGCGCUACGACUCCAACACCGGCACCUACGUACAACAAUGUGGUGGCGCAAUUAUUAAUAAUAGAUCGGUGCUGACAUCAAUUACAUGUAUAUACAAUGAUUCUCCAGAAAACUGGAUUAUCAGAGUGGGAUCAUCGCUCGCAAAUAGUGGCGGACAGGUUCUCAAUGUCGAUAGUUUUAUAAUUCAUCCGGAUUAUGACUUCUUCAGCAAUGACAAUGAUGUCGCUAUUAUGAGAACUCAAAACUUUAUAAGCUACGGUCAAAAUGUCAACCGUGUUCCAAUCGCUGGCAGCAACUACAAUCUCAGUGAUAACACAUUGGUCACAAUUAUGGGAUGGGGUGCUAUUAGAUACGAAGGACCCAAAUCAAACCAGCUGUUAAAGGCUGACCUACUGACAAUAAAUCAUGAGACCUGCAGACGAAACUAUAACAUCAUUGCUGUGCAACUAACUCAGAACAUGCAGUGCGCAGGCCACAUAGAUGGUGGUGCUGAUUUUUGUGAAGGAGACGUUGGUAAUCCUUUAGUUCACCAAAACGUGCUGAUCGGUAUCGCGUCGUUCCGCACACCCAUCUGCGGUAGACGCAAUUACCCUGGAAUAUACACAAGAAUUAACCGAUAUACUAGCUGGAUUCAGAACAACGCCAAUGAUUCUCCAGAAAACUUGAUUAUCAGAGUGGGAUCAUCGCUCGCAAAUAGUGGCGGACAGGUUCUCAAUGUCGAUAGUUUUAUAAUUCAUCCGGAUUAUGACAUCUUCAGCAAUGACAAUGAUGUCGCUAUUAUGAGAACUCAAAACUUUAUAAGCUACGGUCAAAAUGUCAACCGUGUUCCAAUCGCUGGCAGCAACUACAAUCUCAAUGAUAACACAUUGGUCACAAUUAUGGGAUGGGGUGCUAUUAGAUACCAAGGACCUAAAUCAAACCAGCUGUUAAAGGCUGACCUCUUGACAAUAAAUCAUGAGACCUGCAGUCGAAACUAUAACAUCAUUUCUAUGGAAGUAACUCAGAACAUGCAGUGCGCAGGCCACAUAGAUGGUGGUGCUGAUUUCUGUGAAGGAGACGUUGGUAAUCCAUUGGUUCACCAAAACGUGCUGAUCGGUAUCGCGUCGUUCCGCACACCCAUUUGCGGUACACGCGGUUACCCUGGAAUAUACACAAGAAUCAACCGAUAUACUAGCUGGAUUCAGAACAACGCGUAA